Parus major (Great Tit) is the source of this 4203-nucleotide messenger RNA. It is a transcript of the gene DDX46, whose product is annotated as DEAD-box helicase 46. The transcript has 24 exons. The coding region runs from base 1 to 3132 and encodes 1043 amino acids. The record is from RefSeq and is a predicted model, not a curated record. Gene Ontology annotation, molecular function: nucleic acid binding; ATP binding; RNA helicase activity. NCBI's taxonomy places the organism in Eukaryota, Metazoa, Chordata, Aves, Passeriformes, Paridae.
AUGGGCCGCGAGUCCAGGCAUUAUCGGAAGCGCUCUGCAUCCCGGGGCCGCUCCGGGAGCCGUUCCAGGAGUCGUUCCCCAUCAGACAAGAGGAAACGUGAGGACAGGCGCUCCAGGAGCCGGGAUCGGGACCGCAGACGGGAGAGGUCACGCAGCAGGGACAAGAGAAGGUCUCGCUCACGGGACAGAAAGCGUCAAAGACGUUCAAGGAGUAGAGAAAGGGAACGGAGCCGAGAGAGAAGACGAUCCCGGAGCCGAGAGAGGCGGCGUUCCAGGAGCAGGAGUAGAGGGAGACGGUCUCGAUCCUCCAGUCCAAGCAAGAACAGGAAAACAGAAAACAGAUCAAGAUCUAAAGAAAAGACAGAAGGUGUGGAGGUUUCCAAAGAAAAGAAAAAAGACAAAGAUGACAAAGAGGAAGAGAAGGAUAAAGAUGCUACUACAAAUGCUGUGGCCACUGAGAAUUUUGAUCAAAACAAACUAGAAGAAGAAAUGAGAAAACGAAAAGAAAGAGUGGAGAAAUGGAGGGAAGAACAACGCAAGAAGGCAAUGGAAAACAUAGGAGAGCUAAAAAAAGAAAUUGAAGAGAUGAAACAGGGGAAAAAAUGGAGUUUAGAAGAUGAUGAUGAUGAUGAAGAAGAAACUGCAGAAGGAGAAAAAGAAGGCAAUGAGGUUGAAGAUGAGGAGUUAGAUCCUUUAGAUGCUUAUAUGGAAGAAGUAAAAGAAGAGGUCAAGAAGUUCAAUAUGAGAAGUGUGAAAGGUGGAGGUGGGAGUGAAAAGAAAACUGGACCAACUGUUACCAAGGUGGUAACUGUGGUGACAACCAAAAAGGCAGCUGCUGAGUCAGAAAAGAAGAAAGGGGAACUCAUGGAGAAUGACCAAGAUGCAAUGGAGUAUUCCUCAGAAGAGGAGGAAGUUGAUCUUCAGACUGCCCUGACUGGCUAUCAGACCAAGCAGAGAAAGCUGCUAGAACCAGUGGAUCAUGGAAAGAUAGAAUAUGAACCUUUCAGGAAAAACUUCUAUGUUGAAGUACCAGAACUAGCUAAAAUGACUCAAGAAGAGGUAAAUGUGUACAGGCUGGAGCUGGAGGGAAUUACAGUCAAGGGAAAAGGCUGCCCCAAACCAAUAAAAACCUGGGUACAAUGUGGUAUUUCCAUGAAGAUUCUCACUGCCCUCAAAAAACAUGGUUAUGAAAAGCCCACCCCGAUUCAAACCCAGGCUAUCCCAGCAAUUAUGAAUGGACGGGAUUUGAUUGGCAUUGCCAAAACAGGAAGUGGCAAAACUAUUGCAUUUCUAUUGCCAAUGUUCAGACACAUUAUGGAUCAGAGAGCAUUAGAAGAAGGAGAAGGUCCCAUAGCUGUCAUUAUGACACCUACGCGUGAGUUGGCUUUGCAGAUUACCAAGGAGUGCAAGAAAUUCUCAAAGACACUUGGGCUUCGAGUUGUCUGUGUUUAUGGAGGAACAGGAAUCAGUGAACAGAUAGCUGAACUCAAAAGAGGUGCUGAAAUUAUUGUUUGCACACCUGGACGUAUGAUUGACAUGUUAGCAGCUAACAAUGGUCGGGUGACAAACCUCCGUCGAGUCACUUACGUUGUACUUGAUGAAGCUGACAGGAUGUUUGACAUGGGGUUUGAGCCUCAGGUUAUGCGCAUUGUAGACAACGUCAGGCCUGACCGUCAGACUGUCAUGUUCUCUGCUACUUUUCCCAGAGCUAUGGAGGCCCUGGCUCGCAGGAUCCUCAGUAAACCUAUAGAGGUGCAGGUUGGAGGCAGAAGCGUUGUCUGUUCUGAUGUGGAGCAACACGUGAUUGUCAUAGAAGAGGAAAACAAGUUUCUGAAGUUACUGGAGCUACUGGGACAUUAUCAGGAGAAAGGAUCCGUUAUCAUAUUUGUAGAUAAGCAAGAACACGCUGAUGGGCUAUUGAAAGAUUUAAUGAGGGCCUCUUAUCCUUGCUUGUCUCUUCAUGGAGGUAUUGAUCAGUAUGACAGGGACAGCAUCAUUAAUGACUUCAAGAAUGGAACCUGCAAACUUCUGGUGGCCACGUCUGUAGCAGCGAGGGGCUUGGAUGUGAAGCAGCUGAUGCUGGUGGUCAAUUACAGCUGUCCCAACCAUUAUGAGGACUAUGUGCACCGAGCAGGCCGCACUGGGCGAGCUGGCAAUAAAGGAUAUGCAUAUACAUUCAUUACUGAGGAUCAGGCACGUUAUGCUGGUGAUAUCAUUAAGGCUUUGGAAUUGUCUGGGAAUCCAAUUCCUACUGAUUUGGAGAAGCUCUGGGCUGACUUCAAGGACCAACAGAAGGCUGAGGGAAAAUUGAUUAAAAAAAGCAGUGGAUUCUCCGGCAAAGGUUUUAAAUUUGAUGAAACAGAACAGGCUUUGGCUAAUGAAAGAAAGAAGCUACAAAAAGCAGCUCUUGGCUUGCAAGAUUCAGAUGAUGAAGAUACAGCUGUUGAUAUUGAUGAACAAAUUGAAAGCAUGUUCAAUUCAAAGAAAAGAGUAAAAGACAUGGCAGCGCCAGGAACAUCAAAUGCUCCUACACCAUCAGCUGGGAAUGCAGAAAAAUUGGAAAUUGCUAAAAGAUUGGCCUUGAGAAUCAAUGCUCAGAAGAAUCUUGGAGCAGAGGCACAAGUCAUGGUUCCCUUCCACUUUAAGGAUGUGAUGCAGCAGGCUACAAAUGCUAUCCUGAGAGGAGGCACAAUUCAAGCUCCUACCGUGUCUGCCAAGACCAUUGCAGAGCAACUGGCUGAAAAAAUCAAUGCCAAGCUCAAUUAUGUACCCAUAGAGAAGCAGGAGGAAGAGAAACAGGAUGGAGGACAGAAUGAAUCCUUCAAGAGAUAUGAAGAAGAGUUAGAGAUCAAUGACUUCCCACAGACUGCCAGAUGGAAAGUUACCUCCAAGGAAGCACUGCAGAGAAUCAGUGAAUAUUCUGAAGCUGCCAUUACAAUCAGGGGAACUUACUUCCCUCCAGGCAAAGAACCCAAGGAAGGAGAACGAAAGAUUUAUUUGGCUAUAGAAAGUGCCAAUGAACUGGCUGUACAGAAAGCAAAGGCAGAAAUCACACGACUUAUAAAAGAGGAGCUCAUCAGAUUGCAAAAUUCUUACCAACCUACCAACAAAGGAAGAUACAAAGUUCUAUGAGCAUUUGGAGUUAUCUGUCUGCUAGCAGCUGGAUCGUCAUCUUUAUUACUGUUAGGACAUGGCUUUAAGUAAAAAUGUAUAGUGGUAUUUAUGAAUGAAUUCCACAAAUACUAUCAUUGCAGUCAAUAAGCUACUGGGACAGGCAAGACUGAUGUUUUUGAGGUCUCAUCCCCAUAACCAGUAGGAUUCAUGGACUCUACUCCUAAACAUUUAACUCGUCUGCUCGUCUGGAGCUGAAGCAGUAGCAAUUUGAAUUGUCUCGUUCUAUCAGCUGCAAGACUUUCAAGAUGAUGACUUUGAAAAGGACUUUCUUAGAAAGCUUUUCUUACCUGACACAUUGAGAAGAAAUGUGUCAUUUUAAACCAGCUCUGCAACCAGCUUUAACCCUGGUGAAGACAAAUCAUACAAUCAGCAUCAUGGCUGUAUAAAUUCGCAACUUUUAUUUCCAAACUUCAGGUAAUUUAAGUGACUCUUUGUGUUUGCAUUACCACUGUCUGUUACCGUGUCACUGUACCUUAUUUGCAGUACAGGGAAGAAGGAAAGGAAUGACUAUACCAGCUUAACAGUCUACUUUUAGGAUAAGAGCACUCCUAAUGUAGUACUUGCCAGUAUUAGUACAUAAGAGUAGAGCAGGGAGAAGCAGCACACAAAGUAACACUUCUCAAAACUUAAAACAGAAAUCCCGAACUAAAGCUCUGUGAUUACAUUUAAAUACAUCAGUUUUCAUUCCCUUAAGAACUGGGGUUUGAUGUCUUUCCUAAAAAUUCUUUGUUGAAUUGUCUAACUUUUGGACAGUGUCACUUCCCAGAAGAAUGACACAUUUUGUAUAUUUAAUGAAGAGCGCUGUGGAGUUUGGACAGCCUGACAAUUUCUUUAAAAAUCUUGGUUCAAAAUGUUCAUACAUUGGUAUCUCCUAUAAAACGCAUGAUGGAGACAUGUUUAUUGGAUUUCAGAGAUGCAAAAAUGUAUAAUCUUUAACUUCCUGGGGGUUUUAAAUGCAAUGUCAAUAUUCUUAUGUUUUUUUUAAUUCCAGCAAAAAUAAAAGCAAUUUCAAUGUAUGUUUUUCAGAAA